AUGGGUAGCGUCAACAUUCGUCGCGAUGUCGCGGAUCCUUUCUACCGCUACAAGAUGGAGCGCCUCCAGGCGAAAAUCGAAGGCAAGGGCAACGGUAUCAAGACCGUCAUCGUCAAUCUCGCCAACGUGGCCGGUCAGCUUGCACGACCCGGAAACUACGUCAUCAAAUAUUUCGGUUUCGAACUCGGCGCCCAGACCAACAUUGAUCCCAAGGAUGAUCGCUGGAUCAUCAACGGUGCUCAUGAUGCAAGUAAGCUGCAAGACUACCUCGAUGGGUUCAUCAACAAAUUUGUUCUCUGCAAGGAGUGCAAGAACCCGGAAACCGUCAUCAACAUCAAGGAUCAGAAGCUUCUGAUGGAUUGCAAAGCCUGCGGCAAAAUCUCCACGGCAGACCCUACCCAAAAGCUGACGGCUUUCAUUUUGAAGAGCGCGCCCAAGAAGGGAAAGAAGGACAAGUCGACCAAGAAGGCUGACCGUAAGGCUCGCAAGGAGGCUGAGCGAAAUGGCAACGCAGAUGACAACGAUGCCAAUGGCGACGGACCCAGUCCCGGUGACAGUGGCUCUGACCAUGCCGGCGACGAGAAUGGCAAUGACGAGGCCGAUGCCAAUAGCGACGAUGACCUCACUCGCAGGAUUAAUGCUGAAGCAAAGGAACUCCAUGAAUCUGAGGUCAAGGAGAAGGAUAUUCAAUGGUCUGUUGACAUGUCUGAAGAGGCUGUGAAGGCACGCGCCAAGGCUCUCCCGGAUGAUCUGAAAUCUAGCUUGGUGCUUGAAGACGGUGAUGAUGAAGAAAAAGAGGGCAGCAGCUAUGAUGUCCUUGGCAAGUGGAUCGAAGAGAGGGCUGAAGCCGAGGGGCACGUCAGCAAGGUCAAGGACGUUGACAUUUUCCUCAAGGCUAAGGAGCUCGGUAUUGAGAGCAAGCACAAGACCUGCACCGUUCUCGCUCAGUGCGUCUUCGACGACGACAUUGUCAAGCAAAUCCCUGCUCGUGCUGCCAUGCUCAAGCGGAUCAUCGUCUCGGAACGUCACGAAAAGUCUUUCUUGGGCGGGCUCGAGCGUUUUAUUGGUCUCGACAGACCUAACCUUAUCCCGCUCGUCUCGGCCAUUCUGCUCAGCGCCUACAAUUCUGAUGUGCUUACUGAGGAAGUCCUCACUGCGUGGGGUAACAAGGCUAGCAAGAAGUACGUAGACCUGUCGACUUCCCGCAAAGUCCGCAAGAGCGCUGAAAAGUUCCUGGAAUGGCUUGCCACCGCUGAGAGCGACGAGGAUGAUGAGGACGACGAGGACGAGGACGAAGACGACGAAUAG
Dissoconium aciculare CBS 342.82 is the source of this 1308-nucleotide messenger RNA. RefSeq lists its product as uncharacterized. NCBI's taxonomy places the organism in Eukaryota, Fungi, Ascomycota, Dothideomycetes, Mycosphaerellales, Dissoconiaceae. The record is from RefSeq and is a predicted model, not a curated record. Gene Ontology annotation, molecular function: eukaryotic initiation factor eIF2 binding; translation initiation factor activity; GDP-dissociation inhibitor activity. Gene Ontology annotation, biological process: formation of cytoplasmic translation initiation complex; formation of translation preinitiation complex; translational initiation. The transcript has a single exon. Bases 1 to 1308 code for a protein of 435 amino acids. Gene Ontology annotation, cellular component: cytosol.